AUGGUGUUCAUAGGUGGGUUAGCUACAGUUGAAACUAGGAAGCGGCUCCUGGAGAGAGAGGAGUUGACAUCAAAAGAGACGUUAGAAGCAGCCGAGGCGCUCGAGAGAGCGCCGAGGAACCCGGAAGUGACGGCACAAAUGCGACGGAUGGAGGAGCAGUACGAUAAAAAACAGGAACUACCAGUCAUUUUUGCGGAACUGCAGUGCGUGGACUUGCGCAAGGAGCAUCAUGGCUAA
Molecule: messenger RNA, 237 nt
Organism: Cooperia oncophora
Lineage: Eukaryota; Metazoa; Nematoda; Chromadorea; Rhabditida; Trichostrongylidae
Source: the annotation of a GenBank genome assembly